UUUUUUUUUGGGUAUAUGAACCACUAGACAUAAAUUACGUAUAACCAAAAAUUUCAUUAGUUUAAAGAUCAAAAUUGCAAGUCAAAAGACAAAGAGGAAUUUGGUGCUAAUUUAUUCAGUGUAUACAGAGUGUAGCAUCUAAAUUUGAUAUCGAUUGACGACCUUUCAACAGGUAGGUUGUAAUAAUGGCAUUUGGAAGGAUCAAAUAUCUCUAUAUCUGUCAGUGUAGAUAUGUUUUCUCUUGUUAGAAGUUUUCGGGUCAAGAUCAUUGAAAGUAAAAUGUCGGUUUAUAUCAGCAACACUGAAAAUAUGUAUGUUCAGUUAAACGUAACGGUUCAGUGCUGUUGUGAACGGAUUGAAAAAUAUACCAGAUCACGAUGACGAAAAAAAAAUUCGAGUUGGACUCCCCUAAUAACUUCAACUCCACAACAACACUAGCGAAUAAUGAACAAAUAUCCACACAGAUUAGUAUUGAAAGUAUAGAUAAAAUUUACAGCCCUUAUGAACAUAGAAUACUCGCUCAUCCAAAUUCUUUUUUAGGCGCAUUAAUUCAUAUAUUAAAAGGCUCUUUAGGAAGUGGUCUACUUGCAGUUCCUAGGGCCUUUCUAAAUUCAGGUCUUCUAGUUGGUGUUAUUGGAACGAUGUUAAUUGGUUUCAUAUGUACAUAUACAGUUCAUCUUUUGGUUUCAGCUUCCCAAAAAAUAUGCAUUAAGAAGAAAAUACCCAGUUUAGGAUUUGCAGAAACAGCAGAAGCAGUUUUCGACAAUGGUCCACCCAACAUUAAGAAAUUUUCCAAAGUUGCAAAAUUGUUUGUUGAAAUAGCUUUAACGAUGACACAUUUUGUUGGGAAUGCGGUGUAUAUUGUAUUUAUAUCAGAAUCAAUGGCGAAGUUAAUUGGAAGCCAUUAUGAACCUGCGAAAUAUUGGAGUCAAUAUUUCAAAAUAAUAAUUCUAAUUCUCCUCAUAAUAUUCUGUCAAAUCAGAGAAUUAAAACAUUUAGUACCGUUUUCAUUUUUAGCUAAUGCGACAAUGGUUUUAGCGUUAGCUAUUACUGGAUAUUAUAUGGUAAAAGAUAUGACCUUAGUUGAUCCGAGUGAGAGAAAAUUAGCGACAAGUAUAUCAGGUAUACCAACUUUCUUCACGACAAUAAUAUUUGCUAUGGAAGGAAUUGGAACAAUAAUGCCAGUGGAGAAUUCAAUGGUAACAGAUUCAUUCAUAGGAUGUCCAGGAGUUCUAAAUGUUGCUAUGACUUUUGUUGUAACGUUUUACACUGUUAUUGGAUUCUGCGGAUAUUAUGCCUUUGGAGAUAAAACUGAAGCUACUAUUACUCAAAAUCUACCCGAUGAUGAAGUUUUGGCUCAAGUGGUUCAAGCAUCCAUAUCUAUAGCAAUAUUUUUUACUUUCAUGCUUCAAUAUUACGUUCCUAUUGAUAUAACAUGGAGAAGGAUGAAACCUCACAUACCACAAGAAAAACAUAACAUAGCACAAAUAAUCUGGAGGAUACUAACAGUUUCUUUCAUCGUUGGAGUAGCUGCAGCAGCAGGAAAUCACCUGGGUCCACUUAUCGAUCUUUUAGGAGCUAUUUUCUUUUCCACAUUAGGUCUUUUCAUCCCAUCUUUCCUGGAUAUUGUGGUUAAUUGGAAUGAAUGGGGAAGAUUCAAUUGGAUUUUGAUGAAAGAUUUAGUUUUGAUAAUCUUUUUUUUAUUUGGUUUGAUAAGCGGCACUUAUUUUGCCAUUCUUAAUUUCAUUGAAUGAAAAGUGUUUUAUCAAAUUAUCAUUAACGAAUUGGCUCUAAAUACUUACGUAGCAUUAAAACAGUUAUCAAAGAAAAAAUUGAAAUAAUAGUCAAGCUUCGCAGAAUUACACACAUAACAUCAAGUAAUUCCAUUUAUAUAGGUAACAUACCACUUUCGUAAUACCCAUUUUUCUAACAAAAUCAAUAAGGUUUAGAAUCACAGGUGCUAUAAUAUAGUUUAGAGAAAUCCCAAACGUUGAAGUAAAACGUUAUUCAAAUAUGUGAUAUUUUGUACUUUAUUCUAUAUAUUGGGAUUCGAUUGAAAGUUAUCUUUAACACAAUCUAGAAUGCAUCAACAUCAUACCUAGUACUUAUUUUGAUUAAAUUUUAAUUUUACUCCAUUGUCAAUUGCUUUGAUGGUACUGAAAAUAUUUUAACUACCACGUAUUUGGAAAUAUAUGCAUGCACAAAAUUAGUUUUUUAAUGGUAACGCUAUAACUGUCUCUUCAUAAUUAUUACUUGUAAGCAUAUCAUAGAUUUUUGUUAUUAAAAAGGCAACAGAAAACAUUCAUCACGCGGUUCAAAGUUAUCCUGUUUUUUCUAUAAUCGAAAAAACUAAUAUUAGUCACAGUAUGUAUUUUCUGACAAUUUUAUAAUGUUUUGAUUCAUGACUAUUCUAGUAGAUAAUAAGAAAACCUGUGUGAUAUUGACAUAUAUAUUUAUAUAUUUGUCAGAUGAAUAUAAUAAAUUUUA
Molecule: messenger RNA, 2487 nt
Organism: Diorhabda sublineata
Lineage: Eukaryota; Metazoa; Arthropoda; Insecta; Coleoptera; Chrysomelidae
Product: proton-coupled amino acid transporter-like protein pathetic
Exons: 10
Coding region: 378-1754 (458 amino acids)
Biological process (GO): amino acid transmembrane transport
Cellular component (GO): vacuolar membrane
Molecular function (GO): amino acid transmembrane transporter activity
Source: RefSeq, a predicted model, not a curated record